AUGGCCGAUCAAAAAAUGAUUCAGCGCUGCCAACUGAGCAGCGCCGCGAAUUGCUUUCUCAACUCUCACCGCAAAAAUGACAAUGCUAAAUUCCUUUCAAUGAGUAAUCCUACAGCGCCUUAUUACGAUGGUAACAAUUGGAAAUCGGCUGUUUCUGUUGCGACGGAGCUCGAGCGGCAUAGCUAUUCUGCGGUUACGGAUUGUCGGCGCGUCAUGGCGCAGAUAGAUGACUCGUUUAAGAGAAUAGAUCUUGGUUAUGGAACGGCAAAGAAGGUAGAUCCUACACCCGAAGCGCGGAAACUCAUACAACGAGGCUCUGCCAGAGCUACCACUAUCCGUGCACACUUGCAGACACCAUUCGUUUUAAAUCCCACCCCAAAUCGCGUUUCCAAAUGGCCUAGCCGCUAUGAAAAUUCUCACCUCUCCGAGCACACUGGCAGGUUGGGGAUACCGGCUGAUCGUGAUCGUAGAGACAUGCAUUGGAGCGGGGAACGUUUGAAUAUCAUAAGAGCAAGCGCUGACAACAAGGGACACAAAAAUCAACGAUAUUCCCCACUGGAUUACUAUGGUACUAUAUUACACUACAUGUAUAGUCCCAAUCGUCCUGGUGAAAAUGUGCUUGUUCUAAAUGCGAUGGCUCUACAUUGGUGGGAUAAAGUACCAGACACUAUGGAAGGAAUCAAUAAUGAACUCUCCAAUGGAAUAGAGAAUAAGAAGAAGGAGAAAGCCGGAAAAAGCUUGUCCAAGCUGGAAGGUAUUUUUCGACGUAAUCAGCUCAAGAGAAAACGAAUUGUUGCAGCCGAUAAAGGUGCAAAGAAAGCACAGAGAAUGGCCAAUCGUCACAGAGAAUUCAAGAAGUCCGAGUUCCUCCGGGAGCAGAUUGAGCGGUUCGAAUAUGUAAAGGAAAGAGGAGGAGAUGGUUAUUUGGAAGUUAACCAUCAUUUGAGUGCGGUGCCCGGAUACAUGUAUCAUGAGUUUAAAAGUGAGCGUCUGCUGGGCACAGGAUUGUGGAACGGGAUUGGACCUGGUAAUGGAGCCAGACGUGAACGCCUAGGUUCUGUAUGGCGUCAACAUGACCUUCAUGGUGUGUAUAGCUCGUUGAGGAUGGUGAGUAAUGCUAGUAGCGACUUUCAAGAAAAGUACGUCACGAAAGCUACUUAUGGUCCAUCAACUUCGAUACAUACAGUAGAUGACUGGGCCGAACCAAUGGAGGAAGAGUCGGAUCCAGAUGACAUAUAUUCAGACGAGACAGAAUUAGAUGAGACAUCUUUAGGCGAGACACAUUUCGCGACAAAUUCCAAUGAGUGUGAAAUAGCGGAGGAUGAGUCAAUAGAAGAUUAUAAGAUGAAAACGAGAGCGGAAAUGAUCUGGACGGCGUCCCAUCAAUAUGGGUUGUAUAUGAAGCCAAGUCGAGUCUUCACCGAAUGA
Botrytis fragariae is the source of this 1428-nucleotide messenger RNA. RefSeq lists its product as uncharacterized. The record is from RefSeq and is a predicted model, not a curated record. The transcript is spliced from 4 exons. Lineage: Eukaryota; Fungi; Ascomycota; Leotiomycetes; Helotiales; Sclerotiniaceae. Bases 1 to 1428 code for a protein of 475 amino acids.